Molecule: messenger RNA, 2361 nt
Organism: Gopherus evgoodei (Goodes thornscrub tortoise)
Lineage: Eukaryota; Metazoa; Chordata; Testudines; Testudinidae
Gene: CXCL12
Product: C-X-C motif chemokine ligand 12
Exons: 4
Coding region: 52-405 (117 amino acids)
Biological process (GO): axon guidance; chemokine-mediated signaling pathway; immune response
Cellular component (GO): extracellular region; external side of plasma membrane
Molecular function (GO): CXCR chemokine receptor binding; chemokine activity
Source: RefSeq, a predicted model, not a curated record
CGGCAGCAGCAGCCUCCGGACUUUCACUCCCAGCUCGCCCCCCUAGCCAGCAUGGACGGGAAAGCCCUGGCGCUGCUCACUUGUCUGCUGCUCUCCCUCUCCCUCUCGGAGGAGAAACCCGUCAGCCUGACCUACCGAUGCCCCUGCAGGUUCUAUGAGAGCAAUGUGGCUAAAGCCAACAUCAAACACCUCAAAAUCCUGACCACCCCGAAUUGCUCGCUGCAGAUUGUUGCAAGGCUGAAGAACAACAGUAAGCAAGUGUGCAUUGAUCCCAAGUUAAAGUGGAUUCAGGAAUAUCUGGAAAAAGCUUUAAACAAGAGGUUCAAGAUGGUAAGAGGCAAGCAUUGUAAGCCGUCUACAGGAUUUCUUAACUGUAGGACCCAGAGAGCAGAUAACCAGUAUUAGGAAUGACAGCAUUUCACUGUUAUCAUGCAGCACAAAGGCAAGGCUGUCAUGCAUUUCCAAGGCCUUUUUUUUUUUUUGCACAAAUUGGCUUGCUUUCACAAUACAAUUUUAUGGAGUAAUGUGUUUGUUUUUUUAAAAACCAAUCUUUUUGUAGUUUGGUUUAUCAUCUAGCACUGGUGGCAGCGAUGAAUUUAGACUAACCCUACAGUAUAAUAUUGUUUUCCUUGCCUGUAUUAUUUAGCAAUCGCUGUUAAGUUCAUGCCAGCAUCCAAGAGUUUUUACCUAGCAGGACAUGAGCUGUGAGGUGCAAUUCGAUCAUGUAAUUCCUAUGUUCCUAUGCUCCCAAUGACUCAGCAUAAAAAGCAAUGCAUUUUCCCAUUCCUGUAACCAGAGCUUGUCUGCAGCCCUACCUGAGACAGGACACAGGGCAGGAGAGUAACACUGGGGCUGGCCCAAGUCUGCACAGUAGAGUGUGAUUUUGCGAGUGUGCAUGCGGGCAAAUGUUUCCAGUUCUCAGGCGGAGAUGCCUCUGUCUGUCGGUGAAACGAACUAGUGUCCAGAGCUCCAUUUGCAACAAGGUAUCACUCAGGAGACACCUGCCACCUCCGGCAACCCUGCAGGCCUGUUAUUUCUUCCUCUUGAUUCCCAGCUCUGUAACCACUUAUAAGGAUGUAUGAAAUAGGAAAUGUAGAGGAAAGGUAUCUCAGCGACAGGGCAGUCUCUUUGUUACACUGUGCUCUGAGAAAUGGGGAAAAUCCCGAGCAGCAAAAUAUCUGUGUGAUACCCAACAUUGUGUAUUGGGUGGGGUUUCUUCAGAAGGAAUCUUCUCCUUUAUGUGGAGCUUGUAUUCUGGGCAUGCAAGGGCUACUAUACUAAGCACUCUCUUCUGUUGCAAGUAACUUACAUGCCAAAUGACUGUUCUGUCUGUCCCAGGGAGGUCUUAUUUUCCACUUUGGUCACUGUGGCAAACUAAGUGUUCUCCUCCCUAUAGGAUGUGCUUCUGGGGCACCAUGUCGCCCCAUCAGCUUUGAAGCAGAAACCACUGAAAACAGUGCGUGUGAUUUGGCCCAUUGUUUUUUUCCUGCAAUGUUGGUGCUUUCAUGUCUUGUGCACCCUCUUUUGUAGGCAUUUGGGGAGUAGGGAUCCAGCACCACUGACAUCAAUGGCAGUUUUACAGCUGAUUUCAAUUGGAGCAAGAUCAGACCCUCUGUCAUUUGUGUAAAGGCAAAAAGAGCUUCCAUAGACCAGAAAACGAUAGACCAGUACCAUCCUUCCUAUUGUGUGUUUUGUCCACCUAGCAGGGCCAGAUUCCCUCCUGAUAUAGGUGUCUGCAGUUUGCUAGUGACCGGGCUGGAAAGUAUAUUCCUGCAUCAGAGGUAGGAGUCACUCCCAGAUUUUUAAAGGAAGCCCUGGAGAAAGUGCCUACGAAUUUCUAUUCUACUACAGAAUGAUAAUCUUGCGGGACAGUGACUCCUCACGCAUGUUGUGUGAAACUGGCACCAGCUCAGAUCCUGCUCCCUUUGAAGCCAGUUUAGACUGAAAUCUUGCUCUCUGACUGGGUGGCAUUUGCCACAACCAGCAGCCCUUUAAAACCCAAAACCAUGUUCUGCCUUCCAUGACGAACCUCUUUAAACAGCCCUUAGUGUGAGGACUGACCUCCUGGGUGACAGAGCCAACCUUAGUGAGUCAGUGCUCAGAGCACUGCAUUUGGUCUCCCUGUGUCAGCCAUCAUAACUGCUGCAAACCUUAGUGUAGACAGGCAAAGCCACUGUAAGCCAUGCAUGGCACUGGUGCAAUUCCCCCUGAUGGAGACAAAGACAGCCAGCAAGGCUGGUGCAGCAGCACCGAUCACACUGAUGGAAGGGCACUGGUCAUUUGGGGAACAUCUACACUACCCGCCGGAUUGGCAGGUAGCGAUCAAUCUAUCAGGGAUCAAUUUAUCAUGUGUAGUGUAGA